Molecule: messenger RNA, 4021 nt
Organism: Pipistrellus kuhlii (Kuhl's pipistrelle)
Lineage: Eukaryota; Metazoa; Chordata; Mammalia; Chiroptera; Vespertilionidae
Gene: EIF2S1
Product: eukaryotic translation initiation factor 2 subunit alpha
Exons: 8
Coding region: 465-1412 (315 amino acids)
Cellular component (GO): eukaryotic 48S preinitiation complex; eukaryotic translation initiation factor 2B complex; multi-eIF complex
Molecular function (GO): RNA binding; translation initiation factor activity; ribosome binding
Source: RefSeq, a predicted model, not a curated record
GCUGUGCUGAGCUCUCCAAGCUUGAAGCGAAAGAACCGGAGAGAAGAGUACACCCUUCCGCCUUUUCCGCUUAUCAUCUGUGGUCACAGCGCCACCUCCUGACUGACCGGAAGCCUUAAGAAAGGAUUGAUUCAUCAGGGACAAGGAAUCGGAGUCCUACCUCUUCCCUGCGCCUUGAAGGCCACUUAUCAAAAAAAAUUAAAGAAAACUGUGAGAAAGGCCCUCCUGUGAUCUCCGUUCUUCCCUGUUCUCGGAGGACCUGGACUCUAUGGUCAGUGGGGAAGAGGGGACUCCGUUCUGUCGGCGCUUGCGCGCUGCGAGGCGGUGCCGCAUGCGCGGUGGGACUGAGCGAGGCGCACGCUGGAGAGGAUCGGCGGCGGCGGCGGUGGCGGAGCGAGUCUGAUCUCCACAAUUCAGGAGCGCGGCCCCGGACCCCACUGUAGGAGUCACACGUGUACCUCAGAAUGCCGGGUCUGAGUUGUAGAUUUUAUCAACACAAAUUUCCUGAAGUGGAAGAUGUAGUGAUGGUGAAUGUAAGGUCCAUUGCUGAAAUGGGGGCUUACGUCAGCCUGCUGGAGUAUAACAACAUUGAAGGCAUGAUUCUUCUUAGUGAGUUGUCCAGAAGGCGUAUUCGUUCUAUAAACAAACUCAUCCGAAUUGGCAGGAAUGAAUGUGUGGUUGUCAUUAGAGUGGACAAAGAAAAAGGUUACAUUGAUUUGUCAAAAAGAAGAGUUUCUCCAGAAGAAGCAAUCAAAUGUGAAGAUAAAUUCACCAAAUCUAAAACUGUUUACAGCAUUCUUCGCCAUGUUGCUGAGGUGUUAGAGUACACCAAGGAUGAACAACUGGAAAGCCUGUUCCAGAGGACUGCUUGGGUCUUUGAUGACAAGUACAAGAGACCCGGAUAUGGUGCCUAUGAUGCAUUUAAGCAUGCGGUCUCAGACCCAUCUAUUUUGGAUAGUUUAGAUUUGAAUGAAGAUGAACGGGAAGUACUCAUUAACAAUAUUAAUAGGCGUUUGACCCCACAGGCUGUCAAAAUUCGAGCAGAUAUCGAAGUGGCUUGUUAUGGUUAUGAAGGCAUUGAUGCCGUAAAAGAAGCCCUGCGAGCAGGUUUGAAUUGUUCUACGGAAACCAUGCCCAUCAAGAUUAAUCUCAUAGCUCCUCCGCGGUAUGUAAUGACUACAACCACCCUGGAGAGGACAGAAGGCCUCUCUGUUCUCAAUCAGGCUAUGGCUGUUAUAAAAGAAAAGAUUGAGGAGAAAAGGGGUGUCUUCAAUGUUCAAAUGGAGCCCAAAGUGGUCACAGAUACAGAUGAAACUGAACUUGCAAGGCAGCUGGAGCGGCUUGAGAGAGAAAAUGCAGAAGUGGAUGGAGAUGAUGAUGCAGAAGAAAUGGAAGCCAAAGCUGAAGAUUAACUUUUGGGAAACAGUCCAGUUUAAGGAACACAAAACAGCCCUUCCUGGCUAUAAACCCUAGACUUAAAAGUUUUCCAGAAUUGAAAACUUAACAGCUGAAUAUUUUUUAUUUCCAAGUAUUUAAAUGUUGUAACAGACCAAAACGUGAAAUGUCCUAAAAUGUCGGCUAUUUUCACAGUAGCUCCAACACAUUGAGCAUUUUUUAUGGGAGUGGCCCAGUUUCACUAAAGACAAAUCUCUAAGCUAAGAACAGUCAAAAUUGGGCUUUCCAUUUCUGAUGUCUCUAGAUUGACACCUGUUUGUAGUUCAGUGCCUCUGUGUAAUUUAUCAGGGGUACCCAAAGCAAAUGGUCCCAACCUUUCUACAUAAAUGUAUCAAGCAAACAUUAAAUAAAUUUCUGGGAUAUUUAACUAUAGGUUUCUUCCUUCUUGUCACCAGUUAAAAGCAUUAUGAUUACUAAGACCCUAAUUCUAUUCAUUUUAGUCUAGAUGUAUAAAUAUAAGGGCAGGUGUUCAAAGGAUCUAUACAACAUCCUUUCAAAAGGAUGGCUUAGAGAAAAUAAUUUUUACCACAGUGAAAGUAAUUCUUAAGGGGGAAAGCCUAAAAAUGCAAUUAAAGGAUUACAUUGGUUGUGUGCCUUUUAUGUCUAUGAGACUGAUGAAAUAUAUGUGGGAGAAUUUCACACUGGUCCUGUUUGGUGUACUAAGCUGCUUGCCUGAGUUUGUAAUUCAAAGUGGUAUGGUUGGUUUUAUUUUGUUUUUAAGAUGCUGCUGCUUUAAUUUAUUUUGAUUCUCAUCACCCAACUUGAGAUUUUUCCCCCCAUUAAAAUAUUCACUAGGUGCCAUCUAGAAAGCUUCAGUUUUCUUUAUAACAGAAUAGGGAUCUGUUUGAACACAAUUACCAUAAUUUUUCAACAUUUCCAUCAUUUUUAUCUUUUAAGAACUAAUUAUUAAGGCAUAUAAAUUUAAAGGUAAAUAAAUUCAGACAAAACACGUGAUUUGAUGUUACAGCUACAAUAACCAAGGUGUAGAAAGUCUUGAGUUACUUUAGUCUUUGUAGAUUUAAUCUUAGUAUGCUUGAGGUACUAGAUAUAUUAAUUUUAUUAAAUUAUUCUGACAAAUAGCUGUUUAAAUACUUAAAAAGUGAAACCAUAUCCUCCUCCAUCAAUCCAGGACUAGAUUCAGUAUUUUUUAAAAGGGACUGGAAAAAUAGUAUUGCUGAGACAGUUUGUGCCAUAUGUGAAGAUUGUCCCAAUCCAGAAGCCUGACUUCAUGUAGCCAUCUCUACAAAGGAACCAUGGUUGCUAGCUAGCAUACCAUACUGGGAAUAUUUAGAGGAAAAUUAGGAUAUAUUCAAAAUUGGCUCAAUUUUCAGCGUGGUCUUUUUGAGGAGUCGAAACAAGUCUGUAAAGCUUACAGCAGAUGUCAUCAAAUAUAACAGAUGCUCCUUAAAUGUUUGCUAUCACAGGAAUUGAAUUUUUGUUUAAUAUUUUUAUAUUUCAAAUGCUAUAACAAGAAAUGCUGGUAAUGUUCAUGGUGAGUGAAUUUAUCCAUUAAAUUAUUGGGCCUUUUCAGUUCCACAACAGUUGCAAAUUUAUGACGCUUGCCAGAGAAAAGAUUGAUACCGUGUGAUAGAACUAUAAACUUAAAGCACACAUAUUCCUUGCUGACCUAAAAGUAUCACUUUUAAAGGACAAGAGAACACACCCAGCUCCAGAUAGCUGAAGGAACAGAUUGACAAAAGUGACCAGUUUAUCCAAAUCUUGGACCUCCCCCAAAAAAACCUCAUUAAAAGUGGACAACUUCAUCUACUCAUUCUGCCUUGGACUGAUGUCAAGUGGUUAUCAACUCAAAACUGAACCUUAGCAAUAGCUUGGUUCUUAAUGCAUAAUUAAUUGAGAACGGCUUACAAAAAGUGAACCUUUAAACAAUUUAUCUUUUAUACCAAAACAAGACAAACCAAUACUUUGGAUAAUUCUAAGUGGGAACCUACAGACAUGCUAAGCAAGCACUAUAUUAUGCUUAUUAAUACAAUUAUUACUCAGCUGCCAGACAAACAUUCUCGAUUUAACUACAUCAAAAACAGUUGAAUUCAAAUGGUUCGGAUUUUAAAAAUUAAAAUACUAGUACCUUGAUAAGAGUUGUUCCCUGGUUUGCCUCAAGGUCAUCUACUUUAAAUGGGUGAGGACUCUGUCCUCCACAGUCUGGUACAGUUGUGCCAGUUCAGAGAAGAAGCCAUCAAACCAAAUACAGUCAAAUUCAGAUGAACAUCUGUUGAUAUCCCAAAAGUAAUAAACUAAUUCCAAGGACAUUAGACCUGGUAAAAUGCCAGGUGCUCUAAAAAGGCAUCUCUUUACAAUGUAAGGAAUUAAGUAAAACCUCAUUUGCUUGGAAUUUUGAUCACUCAGGUCAAGUAUUCUAGUUGAAAUUGAGAGAACAGUUCAAACUAAGGACAAAUUUGAAUUUCAGAGGUAUCUAGUACCCUUAAAUGCCAGUUACGUAUCUUACCUAUUCAUUUAAGGGAGUCUUGUACUAAGCAAGAAUGCUGGCAGUAUCUUGUGCCAGUUACUGUAUGAACUUGCAAGCAAUAAAAAUGUUUUUCUUAAAUAA